AUGGAUUCUGAGAACUGGGUUUCUGUUACAGUUGGGAGCCGGGUUGGAGAAGUGAAGAGGCUCACCAAAGAGACCAAUGUUUCUGUGAAAAUUAACUUGGAUGGUACUGGGGUUGCUGACUCGUCCACGGGAAUCCCAUUUCUCGAUCACAUGUUAGAUCAACUUGCGUCGCAUGGGCUGUUUGAUGUACAUGUGAGGGCAACUGGUGACAUUCAUAUUGAUGACCAUCACACCAAUGAAGAUGUUGCUCUUGCUAUUGGAUCGGAUUUUGAGAGCUAUCAGCAAAGAGAGCUAGGGAAUUGGUCAGGCAAAAGAGUGUCUUGA
Molecule: messenger RNA, 324 nt
Organism: Linum tenue
Lineage: Eukaryota; Viridiplantae; Streptophyta; Magnoliopsida; Malpighiales; Linaceae
Source: the annotation of a GenBank genome assembly